CCGAUGGGGUAAAAAAACAAAACACGGGCUAGCAAAAGAGCUGUAAUGAAACUGAACAGAAAAGCCCAACUACCGCCUAAAUUAACAUGUUUAGCACACAGAUGAGUCGGUGAAUUAUCAACAACAACACGGGGAACUAAUGUUUGCUAGUCAACCAGACUUUUUUACACCAUGAAUUUAAGAGGACUCUUUCAGGACUUCAAUCCCAGUAAGUUCCUGAUCUACUCGUGUCUACUGCUGUUCUCCGUGCUGCUCUCCCUGAGGCUGGAUGGAGUCAUCCAGUGGAGCUACUGGGCCGUGUUCACCCCCAUCUGGCUGUGGAAGCUGCUGGUUAUCAUCGGGGCCUCUGUGGGCACCGGGGUCUGGGCACACAACCCCCAGUACAGGGCUGAAGGGGAGACAUGUGUGGAGUUCAAAGCCAUGCUGAUCGCGGUGGGUCUGCACGUCCUGCUGCUGAUGUUCGAGGUGUUGGUGUGCGACCGCGUGGCCAGAGGAAACUACUUCUGGCUCCUCGUCUUCAUGCCGCUCUUCUUCGUUUCGCCCGUCUCCGUGGCAGCCUGCGUUUGGGGCUUCAGACACGACCGCUCCCUCGAGCUGGAAGUGUUGUGUUCUGUGAAUAUUCUGCAGUUCAUCUUCAUCGCUCUGAGGCUGGACGGGAUCAUCAGGUGGCCCUGGCUGGUGGUGUGUGUCCCGCUGUGGAUCCUGAUGUCCUUCCUCUGCCUCGUCGUCCUUUAUUACAUCAUCUGGUCCGUCCUCUUCCUCCGCUCCAUCGACAUCAUCGCCGAGCAACGCCGGACUCACAUCACCAUGGCGAUCAGCUGGAUGACCAUCGUCGUCCCUCUGCUCACCUUCGAGAUCCUUCUGGUGCACAAGCUGGACGACCACAACAGCCUGAGCUACGUGUGUGUGUUCGUGCCUCUGUGGCUCUCGCUGCUCACACUCAUGGCCACCACCUUUGGUCAGAAGGGAGGAAACCACUGGUGGUUCGGCAUCCGUAAGGACUUCUGCCACUUCCUGUUGGAGCUCCUCCCCUUCCUGCGUGAGUACGGCAACGUGUCCUACGAUCUGCAGCGCAGCGAGGACCCUGAGGCGGCCGAGGACCUGCCCGUCCCCGAGCCGCCGCCCAAAAUCGCCCCCAUGUUCCACAAAAAGACGGGCGUGGUGAUCACUCAGAGCCCCGGGAAGUACUUCGUCCCGCCGCCUAAACUCUGCAUCGACAUGCCCGACUAAACUCAUUUAAACGGAGACUUCUGGGACUCAUGGAGCUAGGACAUUUACCUGAAGAUGCUCCUUUACCUAAACUCUUUUCCAGAGCAACACAUCGGAGCCUAAAUGGGGAAAAUGUGGGAUCCAGAAUCUUCUUAUAUUUUGACUUUAAGACCACCCUGCUUAAAUCUGUGGAGGAUAUGGACCCUAAAGGAAGUCUUCAGAUUCUCUGGGAUUUAAACUUUUACUCAUGAGACACGACGGAUCGACGUGGAUUAGCUUGUUUGACUUUUUUAGUUAGCGAAUCGGAAGCAAAGACGGCGCUUGUCUUGCUUCAUGAUGGGGACCAUUGGAGAGCUUGAAUUGGGGGUCUCUUUUCACCAGAAAAAAGAGGGAAGUGGAGGUAAAAAAAUAUGUUUUUCAGGUCUGUUUUAGUUCAAUACUUCCACACACACGUAUACAAAUGAAGAAUUAUUCAUCUUUAAAUCAUUCUGUGUGAGUAUUGUCUUGAAACACACCUGAAAAAACCUCCUUUUUAGAAGAGAAUGAUAGAAAUGGCACUUUGUUAAUCAACAUGAGUCCUGUCUGAACCGACAUUUCUUUUGUAUUCCUGUUUAUUUUGUUGUUGUAAAUAACCAACGAUGUCACGUUAGGGACCAGAGUGGAGAUGGCAGGGUUGAAGACUAGAAAAAAAAUUGCGAACAAUCACCCCCCUUUUAUUCUUAUUCAACUUCUAAGAGUCAACAGAAUAAAUAAAUACCUUUUAAAAUAA
Molecule: messenger RNA, 1978 nt
Organism: Trematomus bernacchii (emerald rockcod)
Lineage: Eukaryota; Metazoa; Chordata; Actinopteri; Perciformes; Nototheniidae
Gene: tmem185a
Product: transmembrane protein 185
Exons: 7
Coding region: 172-1230 (352 amino acids)
Source: RefSeq, a predicted model, not a curated record